Molecule: messenger RNA, 941 nt
Organism: Mytilus trossulus (common blue mussel)
Lineage: Eukaryota; Metazoa; Mollusca; Bivalvia; Mytilida; Mytilidae
Product: RRP15-like protein
Exons: 5
Coding region: 44-889 (281 amino acids)
Biological process (GO): maturation of LSU-rRNA; maturation of 5.8S rRNA
Cellular component (GO): preribosome, large subunit precursor
Source: RefSeq, a predicted model, not a curated record
UUUUACGAAUCGUGUAUACAAACACGACAAAGAGCACGUGGAAAUGCAAUCCAUUUCAGUUGAAAGUCCAGACGAUGGAUCGAGCGAUUAUGGCAGUGACAUCAGUGGAGGUGAUGAGGAAAUUGAGACUGAUUCUGAAACAGGAUUGAUUGAUGAAGAGGAUGAGACGGAAUCCAAGACAGGUCUAGAUGAUGAGGAGGCUGACACUGAAUCCAAGACCAGACUGACUGAUGAUGGAGAUGAUGGAAGUGAGGAGGAAAUUGAGACUGAUUCCAAGAAAGGUUUGGCUGAUGCCAUGGCCAAAAUUUUGUCAAAAUCUGUACCUCAGCAUAAACAGGUGAUUUUAGCAAAAGGAACAACAGAUAGAAAAUUAGAGAAGAAAAGGAAAAAGAAAGAAGAGGAAGAUGAUGAAAAGCAUGAAGAUAAAACAUCAUUAGAAAAGAAAAGGCUAUGGGAGGCAAUGGCAAAGGUAAAACCUGAUCCACUGGAGAGAGAUAAGGAAAGAGCUUUACAAAGAAUAGCUCAAAGGGGAGUUGUCCAAUUAUUUAAUGCAGUUAGGAAACAACAGAAAAUAUUGAAAGAACAAUUAGAUGAUGCAGGACCAACUGAAGCAAAAAAAUCAAGGGCUUUAGGCAAAAUGACAAAAGGAAAAUUCUUGGAUUUACUAAAAGGACAAACGGUAGCAAAUGUAUCUAACCAAAGAAUGAAUAUGAAAACAGAAAUUAAACAGGAAAAUGAAUCUGAUGAAGAAGGCAGCAAUAAGAAGAAAUGGGACAUUUUAAGAGAUGAUUACAUGAUGGGGGCUAAAAUGAAAGACUGGGAUAAAGAAAGUGAUAGUGAAAACCCUCAAUCAGACAAUGAAAUGGACAGUGGUAGUGAUAGUGGAUGACAAAUAUUAUGUUAUAGAAUUUAUAAUAAAUUAAAUUUGUUUUACAAAACUU